AUGGCGCUCGGGUGGUUCAAGGUCGUGGAGGUGCAGGUGCAGAGCGCGCGGGCGUACCAGUGGAGGUGGGAGGAGAAGGCGGGGGUCGUGGUGUCCCUCCUCGACGACGCGCUCUUCCACGUCCUCUACGCCGCCGAGGCCGUCGUCCUCUCCGCCGCGCUCUGCGGCUUCUUCCUCUGCUGCGGCUGCAACAUCUGA
Triticum turgidum subsp. durum (durum wheat) is the source of this 198-nucleotide messenger RNA. NCBI's taxonomy places the organism in Eukaryota, Viridiplantae, Streptophyta, Magnoliopsida, Poales, Poaceae. The record is from the annotation of a GenBank genome assembly.